CAGGGGCUGAGUUGCUGGGGUGGAGGAGAGAACCACAGUCCCAGCCUUGCACACUUCCAUGGGGCCGGCCAAGCCCCCAAGAGAAUGGCAGCCUGGGUGUCUGAGCCAGCACCUGGGCAGCCUGUGAGCACAGGGUGAAGCCUGAGCGCUCGAAUGGCCAACGCCACAGGGCUGAACGCACCAGAAGUCGCAGCCUCGAUGGGGUUGAUCCUGGCGGCUGUCGUGGAGGCGGCAGCACUGCUGGGCAACGGCGCACUGCUGGUUGUCGUGCUGCGCACGCCGGGACUACGCGACGCGCUCUACCUCGUGCACCUGUGCGUAGUGGACCUGCUGGCUGCCGGCUCCAUCAUGCCGCUGGGCCUGCUGGCCGCUCCGCCGCCGGGGCUGGGCCGCGUGCGCCUGGGCCCCGCGCCCUGCCGCGCGGCACGCUUCCUCUCGGCGGCGCUGCUGCCCGCCUGUACGCUCGGCGUGGCGGCGCUCGGCCUGGCGCGCUACCGCCUCAUAGUGCACCCGCUGCGGCCCGGCGCGCGGCCUCCGCCCACCCUCGUGCUCACCGCCGUGUGGGCGGCGGCGGGGCUGCUGGGCGCGCUCUCCUUGCUCGGGCCGCCGCCCGCACCGCCCCCUGCCCCGGCUCGCUGCUCUGUCCUGGCAGGGGGCCUCGAGCCCUUUCGGCCGCUCUGGGCGCUGCUGGCCUUCGCGCUGCCCGCCCUCCUGCUGCUCGGAGCGUACGGCGGCAUCUUCCUCGUGGCGCGCCGCGCUGCCCUGCGGCCCCCGCGGCCCGCGCGCGGGUCCCGGCCGCGCUCCGACUCUCUGGACAGCCGCCUCUCCAUUUUGCCGCCCCUUCGGCCUCGCCCGCCCUGGGGCAAAGCAGCCCUGGCCCCGGCGCUGGCCGUGGGCCAGUUCGCAGCCUGCUGGCUGCCUUACGGCUGUGCGUGCUUCGCGCCCGCUGCCCAGGCCGCCGCGGCCGAGGCGGCCGUCACCUGGGUAGCCUACUCGGCCUUCGCGGCUCACCCCUUCCUGUACGGCCUGCUGCAGCGCCCUGUACGCCGGACGCUGGGCCGUCUCGCCCGACGAGCGCUACCCCGGCCCCCGCGGGCCUGCACUUCGCGGGCCUGGCACCCGCGGGCCCUCCUGCAGCACCUCCAUAGACCUCCAGAGGGCCCUGUCCUAGGCCCUUCUGAGGCACCAGAACAAGCCCGCGAUUUGGCAGGAAGGGAGAGCCUGAGCAUGCCAGAGGCCACGUGAGAGAUGUCUCCCAAGGUGAGCCGGGACUGGAGAAAGCAGGGUGGUAUCACAAAGGGCCCAUCCAGCCUCCAGCACAGCUUAUGGCAGGUAGCCUGCCUGCACUUCUGGCUCUGGAAUGGGAGAAAGGGGACCUGCAGCCAAGUGAGGCCCAGAGGCUUCUGGGAGCUAGGAAUCCUGAGUUCUGGGCCCAACUCUGCAUGGCCUUGUACACAGACCUACCCUUCACUAGGUAUCAGUUUUCCCAUCUGUACCCUGGACCAUCUCUAAGGGCUUCUCCAGCUUGGGUGAUCUGGACACUCAUGGGUGAUCCCCAGGCCAAGGAAGAAGCAGAGGUGGGCAGGAUCACAGAAGGCCCUAAUGGCUCACAGCCAAAGGGAAUGGGCCAAGUAGGGCAGGGUCUGGGUUACAGCCACAGCAGGAGGAACCAGUGAAGGGACAUUCAGAAAGACCUCCUGCACAUCUGCACCAAGGAGAGGCUGGACAAAACUACUGGAACUCCUCCAUCAGCUUCUAAAAAUGUCCAGAAAACAACUGGAUCGCUUUGGUGCCAGAGGCAGGAGGCUGGACAACAUGACCCCCCAAAGAGCCCUGAAGCCCCAGAACUGGCAUGUGGAAGGGGCCGAGGCCCAGCUGGGGCUGAUGGAGUCACAGAUGGGGGUCCUCUGGGGUCUCAGCUACACCCGUUUUCUGGAGGUUUUGCCAAUACCCACAGUGUUUCACAGCUUCCUGGUCUCUCAGAAUAUUUAUUCAAAAACAGGAAUUGAAAAAACUGUA
This is a messenger RNA of Aethalodelphis obliquidens (Pacific white-sided dolphin), 2019 nucleotides long. RefSeq names its product G protein-coupled receptor 62 (gene GPR62). Bases 154 to 1245 code for a protein of 363 amino acids. The transcript is spliced from 2 exons. The record is from RefSeq and is a predicted model, not a curated record. Gene Ontology annotation, biological process: G protein-coupled receptor signaling pathway. Lineage: Eukaryota; Metazoa; Chordata; Mammalia; Artiodactyla; Delphinidae. Gene Ontology annotation, cellular component: endosome; signaling receptor complex; plasma membrane. Gene Ontology annotation, molecular function: G protein-coupled receptor activity.